UUGUGGUAUAAAGAUCUGCGGUUUGUGGACACGAGCAGAGCAGCUGAGGCAGAGCGAACCAUUCCCUGCUAACCGUGAACCACUGCCCUGUUUAUGUAGGUAAACAACACUAAAGGAUGUGAUUUGGAAGUUUUAUUUUAUAGCUUACGUCCCGUUUCCUCACCAUGGCGCAGCCGGCGGAGAAAGCUUAUUAUCGCUUUGUGGUGCUGUUCUUCAACUGUUUGCUGACAUUUGGCUCCUAUUUCUGCUUUGACAUGCCCAGUGUUUUGCAGGAUCAAUUCCAAGGGAACCUGACAUGCCCCAAUGCAACAGUGAUCAAUGGGACAGUGGACUGUGUGGAGGGACUGGGGAUGAGCCCUCAGCAGUACAAUCUUCUCUAUGCCAUCUAUGCUUGGACGAAUGCAAUAGUGGUGAUCAUCGCUGGGUUCCUGAUCGACAAAUUAGGAAACCGCUUCGGCGUGUUUCUGUUCUCUUUCCUGUGUGUUUUGGGCUCUUCCCUGUUUGCACUUGGUUCCCACUUCAAAGGAACUCCAUAUCUGCUGCCACUAAUGCUCACAGGCCGACUGCUGUUUGGAUCGGGCAAUGGAUCUCUGACCAUCGUUCAGAACCGCAUCACAGCCUUCUGGUUUAAAGGGAAGGAGCUGGCCUUGGCCUUUGGCCUGACCCUGGCUUUCUCACGCCUGGGUUCAGUCCUGAACUUCUUCCUCACCCAGAAGUUUGAAGAAAGAUUUGGCAUGCAGUGGACACUCUGGGGCGGUGCGCUGCUGUGUGUGCUGGGCUUUGCAUCUGCCAUCAUAGUCAGUGCCUUGGACAAGAUUGGGAUGAGGCAGCUGGGUCUUGAUGGAGCCAUCCAAGAACAAUCUCGCAAAGUGAGGAUUCAAGACGUGAAACUCCUGUCGCUAAGAUACUGGCUGCUGGUUCUCACCAUCAUGUUCUUCUACAAUGGCAUCUUCCCGUUCAUUGCAGAUGCCAGUAAGUUCAUUCAGGAUAAGUACAAUGACUACAGUCAGAAGGAGGCGGCUUAUAUUGCCGGGGCAGUUUAUGACAGCUCAUUGGUCCUCUCAGCCAGUGUGGGCAUUCUCAUAGAUUAUGUUGGUCUGCGGGGCAUUUUCGCAGUGGCCUGUGCCGUCCUCACGCUGCCUGUGUUUGGACUCCUGGCGUUUACCUUCGUCCCUCCUCUGGUCUCCACCAUAUGGCUGGGAGUCACCUACUCCUUCGCUGCUGCUAGCAUGUGGCCGUCUAUCCCCCUCGUUGUGCCUCAGGCGACCCUGGGAACAGCCAUGGGUCUGGCCACCUCCAUACAGAUGGUCGGGAUUGGUGUGUCCAAUCUGGUUGUCGGACAGAUUUUAGGCACCAAAUCUAGCGAGACAAAGAUUCCAUUGUGGCGCUGGCAGAGGAUGAUGAUCUUCAUGUUGGCCAACACCAUCAGCUGCAUCAUCACCUCGGUGCUGCUCAACAUCGUCGACCACAGACAGGGCGGGACCCUGAACAAGACGACUAAGAAGUCGGGGGAAGCAGAGAGAGACUCAGACAGAGAGCCACUCAAUCAGGCAGAGGAGGAGCAAAAUGACGAUGAGGAUGACGGGGCUGCCCGAUCGCGUUCAAUCAACUCAUGAGUUGUUCAUGUUAAUACUUUCCCCAAGUUUGAACAUAUCUGUGCCAGUACCUCAAUGAAACCUCAUCACUUCUCCACACUGUGGUCUUUGGUUGCUACAGGAGAUGAUUGACAGAAUUAAUGGAUCCUUGUUAAACAGUAUUUAUACCCAAAUAUUAUCUAUAUGUUAUAAUAAAUAUACAGUGUUUUGAUUUUUAGUUGUUUUUUUUUUAAAUGUGGGUAAUUAGGGAAAAAAGUCUAAUUUCUCCCUUCAACCUUUUUGAAUUUUUUCUUUCUUUAAGCAGAAACACAUUUUAAUCCAUCCUAUCAACACUCAGCUAUUGACUUCACUGCCACAGCUGACUGUGCGGACCUUACUUGAGGUAACGAAAAUAACUUCAUUGUUGUGUAAAAAAUGCAUGUCGCAAAUGUAAUGUCUGUUUUUUAUGAUUUUCUCUCUAAUGAAACCGUGAAAUAUUUUUUAACUUCUCUGUAUGUUUGUGGUUGGAAGGGAAUUUUAUCUAUUUUACAUAAAACAGCAAAAAUAAAUGCUGUUUUUCAGUUUUGACUGUG
This is a messenger RNA of Lates calcarifer (barramundi perch), 2167 nucleotides long. It is a transcript of the gene mfsd1l, whose product is annotated as major facilitator superfamily domain containing 1-like. Lineage: Eukaryota; Metazoa; Chordata; Actinopteri; Centropomidae. The transcript is spliced from 13 exons. Gene Ontology annotation, molecular function: transmembrane transporter activity. Gene Ontology annotation, biological process: transmembrane transport. The coding region runs from base 165 to 1616 and encodes 483 amino acids. The record is from RefSeq and is a predicted model, not a curated record.